AUGCGGGGUCUGUCAUCUUAUGCUGCAAUUGCAGCUGUUGUAACAACUGCUUCCAGUGCCGUUGUGCCUCUUCCCUUAGUUCGCGAGUCUGAGUCGUCGCGUAUCGCGGAUUCGCCAAAUGGACCAUUUCCAUUUUUCGACUGGGCUCUAGCAUCUGCCUUGGCAGGAUUGACUGGUGAACCACCAAGUACAACAACCUCAAUCAGUUGGGUUCCAAAUUCUACACCCGCGCCAUUGCCCAACCCAGCAGAAGAGAGCAGCGUUUCAUCGGCAACAUCCAGCGGGCGACCGACGAAGGCCGCGGAAACUGCCACAGCAACUAGUCCUUCUUCAACAACUAGUGUGCCAACAGUAGAGUCAAGCUCUCUGCAAGCAACACCCUCGCAAACUAUGAAUAUAAUUGCCGAACCAGCUACGUCCUCAACUAAACCAGCUUUCGCCCCUGCAACAAAGAAUUGCGCUGCUCCUGCAGCUAAAGCCCCAGGACCUUACUGGCUUGACGACCAAGACCACAAUCAACAAGGAGCAGGCUUUGCCCCGUACGUUAAUUCGACGGAGCGCUACCCGGUUUACCGCAAUGUUAUGGACUAUUCAGUAAACAAUGAUGGCUCCGGAGACCAAACUUCAAAAUUGCAAAAGGCAAUCGAUGAUGACGGCUUGGGCGGCAGUCGCAAAGGUCAUGGUGUCACUCGCUAUCCCGCCGAAGUUUACCUCCCUGGAGGCGUGUAUACGCUUGGCAGCACGUUGAGAAUGACGGUUGGAACCAUCAUCGUUGGAAACCCGCUGAACCCGCCAAUUCUCAAAGCGGCUCCGGGCUUCAAUGGCGACCAUCUCGUGAUGGGAUAUGACGAGAAGGCCGGCGCACCAGAGACCAGCUUUGCAAUGCUCAUCAAGAAUGUUAUCUUGGACACCACUGCCCUGGACCCAAGUCGUGGAUUCACAGCUCUCCAGUGGGGAGUUGCGCAGGGAUCUGGGUUGACAAAUGUCAAGAUUCGUAUGCCGCAGCAGUCAACUGGUCACACUGGUAUCGAUUUGAAAGCAGGUUCCACAAUCGCUGUAACUGAUGUUGACGUGAUUGGCGGAGCUGUUGGAAUCCGAAACUCCAAUCAGCAGGUGAACUUCAAGAACAUUUAUUUCCAGGCGUGUAAAACUGGAUUCCACGCCAUAGGUGGCUGGACAGUGCUUCUCCAACGCGCUCGAUUCGAUAGUUGUGGUACUGGAAUUGAUAUGACUGGCAAUGGCUUGGGCAGCUUGGUGCUUCUCGACUCGUCAUCCUCGAACAACGGCCCUGUCAUUCGAUUUUACGACUCAUCUGGUGAUUCUGGUAACAAAAACAGUCAAUUUCUCAUCCAAAACCUUGAACACAAUGGCAAAAACCCCAUUGCGGUCGAUGCCUCAGGAAAGGUGGCUUUGGCUGCCACUUCUCAUGUUGAAACGUGGGUCUGGGGAUCAGUCGUUCCAACAAAAUAUGAGACUGGUGUCGAGUGGCAUACUGAGCGCUCCCCUCAGCUUUUGGUUGGUGACAAGUUCUUUACCAAGGCGCAGCCUACCUACCAGGACUACACUACUGCCGAUAUUGUCAAUGUGAAAACCGUCGAAGGCUACACAGUGAAGGGAGACGGCAAAACUGAUGACACCAAGGCACUCAAUGCUAUCUUGGCUCAAAAUGCCGAGUCUUGCAAAGUGACCUACAUCCCCUUCGGUGUCUACCGCGUCUCAGAUACGUUGUUCGUUCCAAUUGGAACCCGUAUUGUUGGAGAAGCCUGGGCUGUCAUCUCUGGAUACGGUAACAACUUCAAAGAUGUUAGCAACCCGAGGGCUGUUGUCAAGCUCGGAAACGCAGGCGACGUUGGUGUUAUUGAGAUUCAGGACAUGCGAUUCUCUGUUGGCGAAAUCCUCCCCGGUGCCAAGAUUAUUGAGAUCAACGCCGCAGGAAACGAACCAGGUGAUGUCGCUCUAUGGAACACCAUGGCUACUAUUGGUGGUACAGCUGACACUAGUAUCUCUGGUGCCUGUACGUCCCAGGAUCCCAAGGACUGCAUGGCUGCAUUCAUGGUGAUGCACCUGACCGAAUCGUCAUCUGCAUACAUCGAGAACUUCUGGGGCUGGACCGCCGAUCACAACCUUGACAGCGAGUCCCUACUCACCAUCAUCUCAACUGGACGUGGUAUCCUGGUGGAAGCGACCAAAGGCACAUGGCUCACUGGAACUGGUUCUGAGCAUCACUGGUUGUAUAACUACAACUUCCACAAAGCCCAGAAUGUCUUCGCAGGCCUUUUGCAAACAGAGACCCCUUACAUGCAGGGGCAGGGCGAGUACGAGUCUGCACCAGCGCCUUGGGCCGCUGAACCAAAAUACGGUGAUCCUGACUUCUCAUGGUGUGCAGCGGAGGAUCAGAAAUGCCGCACUGCAUUGGCAACAAAUGUGGAUGGAGGAUCAAAUGUUGCACUAUACAAUUCGGCAGCCUGGGCCUUCUUUGAUGGUUACUGGAACGGUCUCUAUAAUGAACCUUGCAACGGCAAUUGCCAAUCCAACAUGAUGCGGGUGACCAACCACCCUACCAACCUGGUCUGGUACUCAAUCAGUACGCGCAUGACGGAUGUCAUGGUUCUCGACGGCAAGACGAACCCGCGCGAGUCCAAUCACAAGGGUGGAUGGGAAGCUAUAAUUCAGGUUUACGGCCAAUUCACGACUUGA
Penicillium nucicola is the source of this 2697-nucleotide messenger RNA. RefSeq names its product glycoside hydrolase family 55 protein. Gene Ontology annotation, molecular function: polygalacturonase activity. The coding region runs from base 1 to 2697 and encodes 898 amino acids. The record is from RefSeq and is a predicted model, not a curated record. Lineage: Eukaryota; Fungi; Ascomycota; Eurotiomycetes; Eurotiales; Aspergillaceae. The transcript is spliced from 3 exons.